UGAAGGUCUGUUUGGUAUGAAACAGUCUCAUCUGUUUUUAAGAUCUGCUUCUCUGUUCAGUAUUUUGAAUGGGUAUCAAAACUAUGGGGGAAUAUCAGUUUACUUAAGUGGAGUCUUAUUUCAAAUCUUAGCUGUGACAUUUUAAAGAAAUGGGCUGCUUGUUUCACAUUUUUUUUUAAAUAGCCUUUUAUUUAUCAAAAUAUAUGUAAAGACAGCUUUCAACAUUCACCUUUGCAAAACCUAUCUUCCAAAUUUUUCUCCUUUCUUUCUCCUCACCCCUUCCCUAGACAGCAAGCAAUCCAAUAUAGGUUAAACAUGUGCAAUUCUUCUAUAUAUAUUUGCACAUUUAUCACGCUGCACAAGAAAAAUCAGAUCAAAAAGGAAAAAAAAUGAGAAAAAAUAAAAAGCAAGCAAACAACAAAAAAGAUAAAAGGCUGUGUUGUUAUUUGCAUUCAAUCCCCAUAGUUUUCUCUCUGGAUGCAGAUGGCUUUCUCCAUCACAAGUCUAUUGGAAUUGGCCUGAAUCUCCUCACUGUUGAAGAGUCACAUCCACCAAUCAGAAAUGAUCAUCACAUUACUUUGUUGUUGCUGUGUACAAUGUUCUCUUGGUUCUACUCAGCAAAAUUUCAUGUAAAUCUCUCCAGAACUUUCUGAAUUCAUCCACCUGAUCAUUUCUUAGAGAACAAUAAUAUCCCAUAAUAUUCCUAUACUGAAAUUUAUUCAGCCAUUCUCCAACUAAUGGGUAUCUACUUAGUUUUCAGUUCCUUGUCACUAUAAACAUUUUUGCACAUGUGGGGCCUUUCUCUUUUUUUGUGAUCUCUUUGGGAUACAGACCCAGCAGAGACACUGAUAGAUCAGUAUUCAGAGUAUGCACAGUUUUACCACACUUUUGGCAUUGUUCCAAAAUGUUCUUCAGAAUGUUGGAUCCGUUUAUAACUCCAUCAGGCUUGUUUCACAAUUUAAGGUUUCAUGGUUUCACUCCCAAAUAGAAGAUGUUAAACAUUGGUAUAGGAGUUACAUAAUCAUAGAAUCUGAGAUUUGGAAGGGACAUUGAUGGCAAUCCAAUCCAACUCAGAUAAGACAUUCACUACUGACAAGUAGUAACUCAACCUAUGCAGUAUAAAAGUAGUUCUCCUUUGGAGAGAAAAUAAAUUAAAAAUAAAAACUGUGUUGCCAGAUAUCAUUCUUUCUCUUCUUUGAUUUUCCUUUUGCUUCUAACAUAACUUUUUAAAAACUCAAAAAAAAAAAAAAAGACUUUUUGUCAUCCUUAAUUUUCAUGACUAUCCUCAGCUUUUCUGAGUUUUAACAUUUCUGAUAACAUUUUUCCUCCCAGGACCAUACCCUGUUCAUAUGUUGAUUCUUUCUUAUGUGGUCUUGCUUCUAUCCUCUGUACAUUUUUUUUUUCAGUCUAAGUUGGUUGUGGAGUUUGUCAUAUAUAUAUAUUUGAUCUGUCAAACAAAACUCAUUUUCCCAAUUGAUUGAAAUUCUCUCUCACCGUCCCUCCCUCCAUCCCUUCCUCCUUCUUGACCUUUUAUCACUACUGGGCUGAUUUUCCUCUAAAACAUUUUACUUCAAGGGAAUAUAACUCUGAACCUUUCCUCUGGACCAAUUCAAAUCUCCUUUCUCAAAAUCUAGAGUACAUUCAGACUAUUUUUUUUUCUUUUUGUAGUUUUGUUCUAAGGUAAACAUUUUUAAUAACACUAAAGUAUGAAUUUUUCCUAUCCUAUUAUUUGAUAUUAAAAUGUAUUUUCAAAUAUCAACCAAGAUUCUGACCAAUUUAACAAGAAUAUACUUUAUAAAAUCAAAAAUACAACUUAAACAUUUUUUCAUCCAUAAGUUUCAAAAUCUAAGACCCAUGUAGUUUUAUAUUUUUACCCACACUAAAAACUUUUUCAAAUAUAACUUUCAUAGUCAUAUAAGACAUCAUACUACUUACAUGUUUAGAAUACAAAUAAUAAUGAAAAUUUUCUCCAGCAAUCAAAUAUAUCUGGAUUAGGACACGUUCAUAGGUGAAAAAAAACACUUAAAUCAUUAUUUAAAGUUUUAAUAUGUUUAAGAAUCACUUAAUGGCAAAGUAAUUAAAGGUUUGUGUUUUCAUUUGAUGAAUCUUUUAACAGAAUUUCUCCCAAUUCUUGGGAAGGGGAGAGAGAAGGAAAGUCCUUUUUAGAAAAUUUGGACAUUUCUAUUUCUUCUGCAGUGUCUGUCUUGUUGUCCAUGAUCUUGCCUGUAUCCCAGUGACUCAGCAAUCCUACUUGCCAAUUUUUUCAAUAGUAAGAGAUAACUAAAAGGAACCUAGGUUAGUGGGGAGUGAGUUCUUGUUGGGAAGUUGGGAAAGACCUGAGUCCAAAUUCAACUUCAGACACUUACUAGGUAUAUAACCCCGGGCCAGUCAUUUCUCCUUAAUUUCCACUUAUGUAAAAUUGAGAUAAUAACAGCACCUGUUUCCCAGGGUUGUCCAAGAGCCAAAUGAAACAAUCACCGUAAGGUGCUUAGCACAGUACCUGGAACACGGUAAGCUCCAUGUAAAUGUUAGCUCUUUGCUUUUUGUCUGUCCGGGACAAAGGCCUUGCCCUCUGCAAGCACAGCUGAAUGUGCUCAGCUCUCCGGAGACCUUGUCAGUCUCGCAUCGUCAGUUAUCAUCGGGCCCUGUUCUUCUGCUCAUUUCACUUUCCACGAGUUCAAUAAGUCUUUUCAGGGUUUGCCGCCCGUCGUUUCUUAUCGCACAAUAGGACCCAUACAAUCAUUUACAGCAACUUAGAUCACCAGCUGAUGGGCUUCCCCAUUUCCAGUUCCCAGCCACCACUAAGAAGCCACCACAAAGUCUUUUCCUGUGAGAAAUAAUUCACUUGGACCCCAAUUCUAUUCCAAUCAGUACUGAUCAAUUUGGUGGAAUCUUACCAGCUAUCUGUACCUAAGGCCUCGGAGCGCGCGCCCCGGGCACCCCCGGACACCUGCGGGCUUUCUUCCUGAGAGACGGUUUCCCUUCCCGUCCGCAGACAUUUAAGUAGUUGGAGCUCUUUGACUGCCGAAGUAAACAGGCAGCCGGGCGUGUAUCAGAUCUGGAGGAGCCCGAGAGUUGCUCCAGUUCUGAGAGCCCACGGCCAGUGACUCCCCUGGGUGCUGGGACGGGGGAGACCACGUACGCGAUAACAAGCGAGGAGGGGGCGGGGCUCCAUGCCACGAAGGGGCGGGGCAGGACCGCCUUCCAGACGGAGGAUGGGCCGGGCGCCGAAGCCUCUAGACUACGAUUCCCAGAAAGCAUUGUUAGCCUUCAGAGCAUUUUCCAGAGAGGACGGGCCGUCCCUUUGUGUCACUUCCGCCAGCUCUCUUUCAACCUUUCCCGUGGAUUUUAGUGUUUGCUUCCGCUUCUCUCUCCUGAUCGAUCUGGGACGGGCACCUCCCCCUCUUGUGGCCUCUGCUGUGCCCCUGAGAAGGAGGAGGAGGAAGAGGAGGAGGCAAUGGCCCCCGGAGUGACCGCCAGGCCCAGCCAGGAAUUGGUGACAUUUGAGGAUGUGGCUGUAGAAUUCACCUGGGAAGAAUGGGUAUAUUUGACCUUGUCUCAGAAAAACUUAUACAGGGAGGUGAUGCUGGAGAACUAUACGAACUUGGCCUCUUUGGGAUUUGCAGUUUCCAAACCAGAUGUCAUCUACCAAUUAGAAAGAAAGGAAGCAUUUUGGAUAUCAGAGGCAGAUAUUUCAAGAAACAGCUGUCCAGAGAGCAAAGUAAUUACUGGAAAGAAACCUUCUGAAUGUAGUGAAUAUGGGAAGGCCAUUAGGAGCAAACAGUGUCUUGCUGUGCAUAAGAGAAUUCAUACUGGAGACUUUUUUUAUAAAUGUAAAGAGUGUGGGAAGGCUUUCCAAUGGAACUCAGAACUUAUCCGACAUCAAAGAAUUCAUACUGGAGAGAAACCUUAUGAAUGUAGUGUAUGUGGGAAGGCCUUCAAUGUAAAGGCAAAUCUUACUCGACAUCAGAGAAUACAUACUGGAGAGAAACCUUUUGAAUGUAGUGAAUGCGGGAAGGCCUUUAGACAGAAGACACAACUUCAUAUCCAUCAGAGAAUUCAUACUCAAGAGAUUCCUAAUGCAUGUAAGGAAUAUGGCAACUCAGAACAUUUUGAAAAUCAAAAAAUUCAUACUGGAGAGAAACAUAAAUGUAAUGAAUGUGGGAAGGCCUUCAGGAAUAAAACACGACUUAUUGUUCAUCAGAGAAUUCACACUGAGAAGAUUAUUUAUGGACGCAAGGACUUCUACCACAACACAGAUUUUAUUCAGCCUCUGAUAAUUCCUACUAGAGAGAAACCUUAUAAAUGUAGUGAAUGUGGGAAAGCUUUCAAGAGGAAAACACAAUUUACUGUGCAUCAAAGAAUUCAUACUGGAGAGAAACCUUAUGAAUGUAGUGAAUGUGGGAAGGCCUUCAGAUUGAAAGCACAUCAUACUCGACAUGAAAGAAUCCAUACUGGAGAGAAACCUUAUGAAUGUAGUGAAUGUAAGAAGGUCUUUAGUAGUAAGAUAAAACUUACUAUGCAUCAGAGAUUUCAUCCUUUAAAGAUUCUUUACAAAUGUAAGGAGUGUAGGAAGACUUUCUAUAACAAUUCAGAUCUUAUUAAACAUCAGAGAAUUCAUACUAGAGAAAAACCUUAUAAAUGUAGUGAAUGUAGAAAAGCCUUUGAGAAGAAGGCACAUCUUAUUGUGCAUCAAAGAAUUCAUAAUGGAGACAUUAUUUAUGAAUGCACAGAGUGUGGGAAGACUUUCCUCUACAACUCAGCAUUUGUUGUACAUCAAAGAAUUCAUACUGGAGAAAAACCUUAUGCAUGUAAUGAUUGUCCAGAGGUGUUUCGAAGUAAGACGCUACUUAAUGUGCAUCAGAGAAUUCAUACUGGAAAGAUUCUUUAUGAAUGUAAGGAGUGUAGGAAGGCUUUCCCCUACAAGUCAGAACUUAUUCGACAUCAAAGACUUCAUACUGGAGAGAAGCCUUAUAAAUGUCGUUUAUGUGGAAAAGUGUUUAGGAGGAAACAACAUCUUACUGUGCAUCAGAGAAUUCAUACAGGAGAAAAACCUUAUAAAUGUAGUAAAUGUCAGAAGACCUUCAAGAGAAAGGCACAUCUUACUAUACAUCAGAAAUCUCAUGCUGGAAGGAAUUUUUAUCAAUGUAAAGAGUGUGGGAAAGCUUUCCCCUACAACUCAGCAUUUAUUCUACAUCAAAGAAUCCAUACUAGAGAGAAACCUUAUGAAUGUGGUGACUGUGGGAAUGCCUUCAGGAGGAAGACACUACUUACUGUGCAUCAGAGAAUUCAUACUGGAAAGGUUCUUUAUGAAUGUAAGGAGUGUGGGAAGGCUUUCCCUUACAACUCAGAACUUAUUCGACAUCAACGAACUCAUACUGGAGAAAAGCCUUAUAAAUGUCAUUUAUGUGAGAAGGUCUUUAGAAGGAAGCAACAUCUUACUGUGCAUCAGAGAAUUCAUAAGGAAAAUAAACUUUAUAAAUGUAAUGAAUGUCAGAAGGCUUUCAAGAGAAAGGCACAUCUUACCAUACAUCAGAAAUCUCAUGCUGGACUUUAUCAAUACAAGGAGUAUGGGAAAGCUUUACUGUACAACUCAGAGUUUGUCCGACAUCAAAGAAUUCAUAUUGGAGAGAAACCUUAUAAAUGUAGUAUAUGUAGAAAGGCCUUCAGACUGAGGUUUCAAUUUAUUCAACAUCAAAGAAUUCAUUCACAAGAGAAGUCUUAAGUGUGGGAAGACCUUUAGACAUAGUUCACUAUUUUAUGCCUAUCAGAGAGUUCAUGGAGAUAUUCCUCAUAAAGCAUAUGAACUGGCCUUAUAUCACAACUCAUCUUGUAAUUAAUGAAUUCAUAAUGGAGAGAAACUGUAUAAAUGUAGAUAACAUGGGAAAGUCUUCUGGAAGAAGGCAUGACCCCCUGUGCAUCAAAAACAGAAAAUUCAUAUUGAAGAGAAACAUAUUAAACAUAGUGAAUGUUUGAAGGGCUUCAGGAAUAAGACUACUAUCCAUUGGAAAUUCAAACUGGAGACAAUUCUUCAUGAGUCUAAUGAGUAUGGGAAGAUUUUCCUCUAUAAUUCAGCAUUUAUUCUAUGUCAAAAUUCAUACUGGAGAGAAACCUUGUGAAUGUGGGGAGUCCUUUGGGAAGCAAAUACAACUUACUGUCCAAUGGGAUAGUAUUUAUGAAUAUGAGGAAUGUAGAGUUAAUAUAGGUUUGGAUUUCACAUUGAACAGGCAGAGACUAAAAACAGGGGGCAAAAGUUUAUUUCUGAUAUAAACAAGAAAUAGUAAAAAAAAAAAAAAAAACAAAACUUAUAGUAAACACACACACACACACACACACACACAUACACACACACACCAGGUGCCGUUAUUACAGUAAUAACAAAGACAGACAGACAUGUAACAUACAUCAUCACCAGUCUGGGAAACACUCCUGAUUCUUCGUGCUGGGGGAGCCCCAAAUCAUUCAAUCAGGCAGAGUACACUCCAAAGAGAGAAAUCCCAGGCAAGGCUAUCCUCUCUUGGGAUGAAGUUCCAACAGCCCCCUCCCUCUACAGGGUUUUUUAAUACAUUGAGAACAAAAAAGGCACUAUUCCCAGUUAAUUAUUUGAUAUAUGACCCUUUGAACUGAACAGCUCUCCAGACGUGGGGGCUUCCACAAAGGGGAAUAGUUUAUCCAUUCCCCUAAGUCAACUGGUUUCAUUCAGGGAACUGACUAGGUUUGGGGAGUGAAACACAUACCAAAGCUCAAAAGAACAUCUUAAAUCAAGCACAAGGAAAAGUGGCCUACUCUUCCUGUGCCUCCUGGUGAAUUAUCAAUUGCAAGUACCUUGUCAUGUUCUCAAUACAAGGUUACAUAGAGGAACUUGGCUGACAUUCAUUGAGAUUCUGAUUCUGUACAGUCACUGAAAAUAUUUGAAGGAUUUGGCUGAGAUUAAGAUUUUUCUUACAAGUAUGAGAGGGACUUCUAGGACAACUCAUGUUAUUUAACUUCUAAGAAUUCAUACUGGAGAGAAACCUUAUGAAUGUACUGUAUGAAGGAAGUCCUGCUUGAAUUUAGAUCUUAAUCAACAUCAGAUAAUUUGUAUUGGAUAGAGACCUAAUAAAUGUAAUGAAUGUGGGAAUACCUUCAGACUUAGAAUUCAGCUUGCUCAAAAAAAAUCAAAGAAUUCAUUCUGGAGACACCUCUUUUGCAUAUAGUGCAUAUGGGAACGCCUUUAUGUCUCAAAAUUCUUAAUAGAUUUUUCAUGAAGAUAAGAAAUAUGGGAAGAUCUCUCAGUUGACUAAAAUGUGAUUCUGAGUCUGUCAGUGCAAUUCAGAAAAUCCUUAUCUUCCAUGGACAGAAAUAAUCCCCUUUCUCUCCAGAGCUCUAAAGACACAAAGAUUUAUUAUUUUCGCAUUAGCCUUCAGCAAGGGUGGAGUUUUGCUGACUUAAGUUAGUCCUGAGUGGAGGGUGGUAUUGAGAGUUUGGUCCCGGGCAAAUGGCAUGUCAUAAGCUUAUCGAUGGUGUCUGCUAUCUGAUGAACAUCUAUAUAUGAUAAAACAGAUGAUGAUUGUGGGUGAGAAAUGUAUCCUGUUCAUGCUACUUCUGUACAUAUUCAUUAGUGUACCCAGUGUGAACCAUAAAGAUUUGGAAUCGCCUUAAUUUAAAAAGAAGCAUCACAAGGGCCAGAUAUUUAUGAGAUGUGAUUUCUGGCCAGUGCUGUGAAUAUUAAAAUGAAGCAAUUUAACAGAGUGCAGGUAAUUACAGUUAUCUUAAGGUAGCCAAAUGCUUUGUCAUCUAAUAUAUGCUACAUGAAAAGAUGAAUAAGAACCCCAUGGUGGUCAAGGGGUAUGAAUGAGUAGUUUACAGAAGUCAAAAGGUAUCCUGAGUUAUUUGAAAAAAAAAAAAAAAAGCCCCGAAUCACUAUUUUUUAGAAAAAUGCAAAUUAAUAUAAUUCUGCUGUCACCUCACAUCUAUCAGAUUGGUCAACAUAAGAAACAAAAUGUUAUCUUUUUGGAGGGUGAGGUAAAAUGCACAUUAAUGCACUAUUCAGAACUGCUUCAGCUAUUUUUGAGAAGUUUGUAACUAUGCUCAAAGGGCUCUUAAAAGUGCAUAUUCUUUGACCCAUCAACACCACUUCUAAGUCUGUAUCCCAGAGAGAGCAAGGGGUAAAAGUAUGUUUAUACAAAAAGUUUUUUUUUUUUUUUUAAUGGUGGCAAAGAAUUGUAAAUUUAGGGGAAUGUCUAUCAAGAGGCAAAAGACCUAACAAGUUGUUAUACAUGAUUGUGAAGGAAUCCCAUUUGCUAUAGGGAAUGAGGGUGAUUGUUUUAGGAAAAAAUCUCAUUAGACUUAUGUAAGUAGAUGCAGUAAAAUAAGCAAAACUAGAUCAUAGGAUGCAGUAAUAGCAAUAUUUUAUUGAUCAACUGCAAUUGACUUGACUACUCUGUUCAAGAAAAUGAUUUAAAACAAUUCCAAAGGACAUAAUGAUGAAAAAUGCUGUUCACCUCCAGAGAGAGAACUGACAGUGUAAACUGAAGAUUUGUUUUGAAGUUUGGGGUUUUGUGUGUUUGUGUAUGUGUGUGUUUGUUUUUGGUGAUUUUGCUGAUAUAGAGAAAUAUAUUUUGCAUCAUUUCAUACUUAUUUGAUAUCUUAACUCUCAGUGGAUGGAGAGAGCAUUUAAAAAUCAAAAUUUAAAAACAAUGGAGGAAAGUCCUCUGUGAAAAAAGUGAAAUGUAUAGGGUAUACAAAGUAAUAGCAAUGUUCUUGGAUGCCCAGCUGUAAAUGACUUCCUCUCAGUAAUACAGUCAUCCACAACUACUCUGAAGGACAUACUCAGUAGGUAUUUAGAAAUCUGUCUUAUCCUGCAGGAAAAAAGGGAGGGGAACAGCAUAUGGGGAGGGGGAUAGUUGAUAAAAGAGGGCAUUUAAAGGGAGGGAGUGGUCAGUGCAAAACAUUUUUAAUGAGGGACAGGGUGAAAGAGAAUAAGUGGGGGAAAUACAAUUAGCAAUAAGUAAUUUUAAAAACUUUUUGAAGUAAGUUUAUUUGGUGGAAUAUUAUUCUCUGGGAAAUAUUAAGCAGGAUGCUGGGGCUGGGUGGGGGUGAGGGUGGGGGAAGGAAACAAACAAACCCUGGAAAUCCUCCAUGAACAAAAUGAAAUAUACUGUAUACAAAGUAAUAGCAAUGUUCUUGGAUGACCAGCUAUAAAUGACUUAUUCUCAGUAGUACAAUCAUGAUUCCACAAGUACUGUGAAGGAUUUAUGACGAAAGAUCCAUAUCCAGAGAAGGAAUUGAUUAUCUCAAUACAGAUUGAAGCAUUAUCUUUCUAUUUUUAACUCAACUAUUCUUGAGGGUUUUUAUUUUCAUUAGGAUGGGAGAUCUGUUUUCUUUCACAAUUUGGCUUUUGUGGAAAUGUUUUGCAUAACUUCAUAUGUGAUUUGUGGGAUAAGGGAGAGAAUUGAAUUCAAACAUCUUAAAACAAAUGUAACAAAAAUUGUCGACUGUAACUAGGGAAAAAUAUCAAAUUAAAAAUAAAAACGUUUUAAAAAUGGGAAAAAAAAAUUGGAGUCAUUCACAUUGACUGGAUUGAACUUGGGUCUUUCUGCAGCAAAUAGGAAAAGCCUAAGAUUUCAGUCUCCUUCCCUGAACCCCAAUAAUUGCCUACUAUUCUUGCCAGAUCAGUGCAAAAUCCAAUGGCGGUCAAUUCAUGUAAAUCCAAACUUGAACUCUGGAGUAAUAGGUUUUGUAACAUGCACGCACUAGUCAGAAGUUGGCUUUAUGGCCAUUCAAGCAAUCCUCCCGGAGUCUUCUGCCUCAGAGUUGGGAAUAAUGUAUAAUUCAGUACUUAACCCAUUGUUCCAAUGUAACUAUCCUAUCUACUUCAACCACCAGUGUUCCAUUAGGUUCAGUCUAGAAGUACUGUUCUCUUCUGGCUUCAGUGAUUUUUAAAGCAUUUUUCCCACAGGGCUGUGGGCUGGUCACAAUUCCCAGACAAGCCCAGUUACUUGCUAAACACAAUGUCCUUGGAAUAGUGUUCCUCCUUCUACCCUCCCAUGUAUUGCUGGAGUGUCAGGGUACAGAAAUGCUGAACUACUGAAAGUAAAUUGGGGUUUCAGCACACCCAUGUAGCUAUCAAUGAUGGGGUUUGGGGAUGAUUCUCCCCAUAUAGGGCCAACAAAUGAACAAAUGGUGUUUACCACCAAAUGUGGGGUUAAGGGAAUAUUAGACUCCCCAAAGUACAUUGGGCCACUGUUAUGAGAUAUCUCAAAAGAAUUUGUAGCCUUAUAUCAUCUCCAAGAGGCAAAGAUUUUAAUAUGCACUAAUAGGCUAAAUCCAUAUAGUUUUUAAGCAAAAAAAAAAAAAAAGUUUUAUCAAUUAACAGGGAAAAUGAUGAGACUUAAGCAGGCCACAAAAUUAACCAGGGGGAGAUUGAGUGGUAAGUUCCUAGAGAAACCAACUAAAUUCCCAAAGAAGGAGGUUAGUAGGGAAUUAGGUUGUCAGUGAUGGGCUAAAUGCCUAAAAAGACUAGUGGGGGAAUUAAAAGUAGAGUAAAUAUAACCUUUGAAGUGACACCAUAACUUGGCUCUCUGGUUGGAUAUGGAAAGCUGUAGGGUCUUGGUGAUCUUGUCAAUUCAAGGGACAGAAAUCUACUUAGAGCAAAAGGCCCACUUAAGUCCCCAGAUUUUGGUUGUUAGCCAUCUUAGUAAUAGUGAAGCUUGCUUAAAUCAAAUUUUUUUUUUUAGACCAUAGUCUAUCCACAAGGCCUGUAGAAAAUGUUCCUUCAGUGAGUUUAGCAAGUCUAAACUUAAUCAUGUUAGUGAUUUUCUUUUUUCUUAGGCAAUUAGGACUUGCCCAGGGUAACUCUGUUAAGUGUAUGAGGCUGGGUUUGAACUCGGAUCCUCCUGACUUAAGGACUAAUGCUCUAUCCACUAUAGCCAUCUAGCUAUACUCCAUGUUAGUGAUUUUAGAAAUUGUUGAUGUUAGUAAUUUUAAAAAGCUAGUCUAGGUCAGAGUUUUGCAUGUUGCCUCACACAUAUCAAUCAGUUAAGUAAACUUGAAUUCUCUAAUUUCCACUUGUGUGAUAAUCAUGAACAAAAAAGAAAUGUUAGAAGUGUUCAUAAAGGAGAAUCUAUUUACAAUUUCCAUUAGAAAUAAAAAGCCACAUUAAAAUUUG
Molecule: messenger RNA, 11149 nt
Organism: Antechinus flavipes (yellow-footed antechinus)
Lineage: Eukaryota; Metazoa; Chordata; Mammalia; Dasyuromorphia; Dasyuridae
Product: zinc finger protein 420-like
Exons: 5
Coding region: 3458-5725 (755 amino acids)
Biological process (GO): regulation of DNA-templated transcription
Molecular function (GO): DNA-binding transcription factor activity, RNA polymerase II-specific; RNA polymerase II cis-regulatory region sequence-specific DNA binding
Source: RefSeq, a predicted model, not a curated record